AUGGCGGAGACCAAAAUCAUUUAUCACAUCGACGAGGAGGAGACUCCCUAUCUGGUCAAAUUGGCGGUUUCUCCGGACAAAGUCACCUUAGCCGAUUUCAAAAAUGUGCUCAGCAACCGACCCGUGCACAGCUACAAAUUCUUCUUCAAAUCGAUGGACCAGGAUUUCGGGGUCGUCAAAGAGGAGAUUUCCGACGACAACGCCAAGCUGCCUUGCUUCAACGGCAGGGUGGUGUCCUGGUUGGUGCUGGCGGAGAGCGCUCACUCUGAUGGAGGAUCCCAGUGCACAGAGAGCAACCCGGAGCUGCUGCCGCCUCCUCUGGAAAGAACUGGCGGCAUCGGUGACUCCCGGCCCCCUUCCUUCCAUGCCAACGCGGUGAGCAGUCGCGACGGCGCCGAUCCCGAGACGGGCACCGAGUCCCUCCUCAGUCACCGGCGUGAGCGGGAAAGGGAGCGCGCGCGGAGGAGAGCUCGGGAAAGCCAGCUCCCUCGCAUCAACGGCCACACCAAAUCGGAGCGCGCGGCCAGGGACUCGGCCGCGGCUUACGACAGCCCCUCGGUGGAGAGCAGCGAGCUGGAGUCCAGCUCCUUCGUCGACAGCGAGGAUGACCAAGACGCCAGCAGGCUCAGCAGCUCCACAGAGCACAGUAGCUCCUCGCAGCUGAUGCGCAGGCACAAGCUCCGCCGGCGCAGGCACAAAGUGGCCAAAAUGGACCGGUCUUCAUCGUUCAGCAGCAUCACCGACUCCACCAUGAGCCUCAACAUUAUCACCGUCACGCUCAACAUGGAGAAGUACAACUUUCUGGGCAUCAGCAUCGUGGGUCAGAGUAACGACCGAGGCGACGGCGGCAUCUACAUCGGCUCCAUCAUGAAGGGAGGAGCCGUGGCCGCCGACGGCAGGAUCGAACCCGGCGACAUGCUCCUGCAGGUGAAUGACGUCAACUUUGAGAAUAUGAGCAACGACGACGCCGUGCGGAUUCUGAGAGAGAUUGUUUCCAAAACCGGUCCAAUCAGUCUAACUGUUGCCAAAUGUUGGGACCCCUCCCCUCGAAGCUACUUCACCAUCCCUCGAGCUGAGCCGGUGAGACCCAUCGACCCCGCUGCCUGGAUUUCGCACACCACUGCCCUGACGGGACCGUAUCCCCACUAUGGUAACGAGUUAACGGGCCACCGUCGCAUCAUCGCAGAGCGCACGUUUGGAUCGUUUUGUCCUUGUUGUCUUCGUCGUUUUGCCAUCUUUGCAGAGUUUGACGACUUGCCUCUAUCGACGAGUAAAACCGACAUGGCCACCGUCGUCAAGAUUAUGCAGUUGGCAGACUCUGGCCUGGAGAUCCGGGACAGAAUGUGGCUAAAGAUCACCAUUGCCAAUGCUGUCAUUGGCGCUGACGUGGUGGACUGGCUCUACUCCCGAGUGGAAGGCUUCAAAGACCGGCGGGAUGCCAGGAAGUACGCCAGCAGUCUGCUCAAACACGGCUACCUGAGACAUACCGUCAACAAGAUCACCUUCUCGGAACAGUGCUACUACACCUUCGGGGACCUCUGCCAAAACAUGGCCUCGCUCAAUUUGAACGAGGGCUCCGGCAGCGGCGGCUCCGAGCAGGACGCUUCGGCCGCGCUCCCCCCCGCCGGCAACCCCUGGCCCAUGGGGGGGCAGCCCUUCCCCUGCCCGCCCUUCCCCUCCGCGCCGCCCUGCUUCCCGCCCGGAUACUCGGACCCGUGCCACAGCUUCCACAGCGGGAGCGCGGGCAGCCAGCACAGCGAGGGUAGCCGGAGCAGUGGCUCUAACCCCGGCGCAGGCAAGGAGAAGGCUCACAAGUCCGCGUGCGGCGCGUCGGAGGCGGGAGGGAGGCGCGGCAGCCAAAUGAGCCAUCACAGCCGGGCCCGGUCCAGCGGCAGCCGCUCGCACGGGAGCCGCCCCGCUGCCGCCGCCCCCUCGCCCUUCCCCUGUGCCCGCAGCGAGCCCAGCCAGGCAUCCUCCCGCGGCCCCCUGGGCUUGCCGCCGCCCUACUGCCUGGCCCGCCUGGCCCCCAAGGUCGCGCCUCCCGGCAGAGAGCUCUCCAGCUUUCCCCCCGAGCUGACCGCCAGCCGCCAGUCCUUGCAGCACGCCAUGGGCAAUCCCUGCGAGUUUUUCGUGGACAUCAUGUGACGGCAAAGGAGACCCGCCAAAUGUACGUGUUUGUGAAGUGCUGUUCAAUGUGGUGAUUGUGCGGAGCGAGGCGGGCGGGCGGUUGGCCUGGGCGGAGCGGUCCUCCGUUCCGUCUCCUGUGAGCGCUUGAAUCGAGGCCUGGAUCUCAAUCCCCAGAGCGUCGACAUGGGCGGGCGGCGUCUGUCUGUGCCACACUGUGGCGUCACCCCCUUUUGGGGUCCUCUCCCCAUCAAGUCUGCGACGGGGCGGCCCGAAGAAGACAUUGUCUCGAUUUGUGCCGAGGGCUCUCCUCUCGCUGAAUUUUCAAAGAAAUGGUCGACACACUGUUUUUGAGCUUAUUUAUUUGGUCGGUGCCGCGACCACGUCCGCCGCCACCAAUGGCCGUCUGUCAAUCGGCGGGCGGUUUUGCCUCAAAUGUUUGGGCGUCAGAC
Messenger RNA from Syngnathus acus (greater pipefish), 2576 nucleotides. It is a transcript of the gene dvl1a, whose product is annotated as dishevelled segment polarity protein 1a. The record is from RefSeq and is a predicted model, not a curated record. Lineage: Eukaryota; Metazoa; Chordata; Actinopteri; Syngnathiformes; Syngnathidae. Gene Ontology annotation, molecular function: frizzled binding. Gene Ontology annotation, biological process: intracellular signal transduction; canonical Wnt signaling pathway. Gene Ontology annotation, cellular component: cytosol. The coding region runs from base 1 to 2145 and encodes 714 amino acids. The transcript has 14 exons.